Molecule: messenger RNA, 465 nt
Organism: Knipowitschia caucasica
Lineage: Eukaryota; Metazoa; Chordata; Actinopteri; Gobiiformes; Gobiidae
Source: the annotation of a GenBank genome assembly
AUGUUUGUCCUCUGCAGGCUGGUACAUUCGGGCUCCCAUCGCGGCUCCCCGGCACACGGCUCAGAGCUUCUGUUCUCAACGCGUAGCGGCACAGGGCGCGGCGUGGAGGCGCACGUCUUCAGGGUGGAGACGCACUGGGACCUGUCGUCAUGGACACGCGCUCUGGUGCAGGGCGUGCACACAGCAGCAGAGCUCAUCACGGAGGUGUCCAUCGGCUGCACACUGAACCGCCAGGACGUCCGUCUCACUCUUCACUUUGAGAACGGCUUCACUGUGACACGUGAGCCAGACAAGGCAUCAGGGGGCGCUGUGCUCUACAGAUAUCCUUACGAAAAGCUCAAGAUGUCUGCUGAUGACGGAGUAAGGAACCUCUGCCUGGACUUUGGAGGUCCUGAAGGAGAAAUGGUGAGAUGCUCCUUCGGUUCUCCUUUUUUGACCAUUGUUCCUCCUCAAAAACAGUUUUAG